AGAAGCGGGAAACAAGAAAAGAAAAUGAAGGGAGAAGCCACCGUGAUGGGCCGCUGCUUCGUUCGCCAGCACCUCUCUACUUUCAUCGGCGUCGAUGCUGCUUUGGUGCUCGUCUACGACUCCGUGGCGGUGGAUAAUUCAGCAGUGUUGUGUGGCUGAAACCGAUUUUGCGGUGCUUUUCCCCCCUCCACAAUCCACGUAGCUUGCAUGGGCUUUCGUCUUCCUCGUACGUGCUUCUCGUUUUCUGUGCCUACCGUUUUUCAAAAUUCCGUCUUUCACUUGUCCACAGCUACCUUCAAAAUCCACUUGGAAGAUGGAAACUUUUCAGAUGCCAAAGAACAAUUUGCAACCUUGUGUUCCAACGGGCGUAUCAGAGAAGCGUUUCACAGCUUUGUUUCUUAUAUUUGGUCUGAACCCCGUUUGUUCUCAAAUCUCAUACAAGCAUGCAUUCCCACAAAGUCUGUUUCUUUGGGGAAGCAGCUUCAUUCUUUGAUUAUUACUUCUGGCUGUUCCUCCGACAAGUUUGUUUCCAACCAUCUCCUCAACCUGUAUUCGAAAUUUGGGGAGCUCCGAGCUGCAGUCUUACUGUUUGAUAGAAUGCAUAGUAGGAACAUCAUGUCGUGUAACAUCAUGAUCAAAGCCCAUCUUGAAAUGGGUAGUUUUGAGAGUGCCAAGAAACUGUUUGAUGAAAUGCCCGAGAGGAAUGUUGCUACUUGGAAUGCAAUGGUCACGGGGUUGGCUAAGUUUGAAAUGAAUGAGGAGUCUUUGUUCUUGUUUUCACGGAUGAAUGCGUUGGGCUUCAUGCCGGAUGAGUACUCGCUGGGUAGUGUGCUCAGGGGAUGUGCACACCUCACAGCUUUGUUUGCAGGCCAACAGAUUCAUGCUUAUGUUAUGAAAAGUGGGUUUGAGUUUAAUUUGGUUGUCACAUGCUCUUUAGCUCACAUGUACAUCAAAGCUGGAAGCUUGAGUGAUGGAGAGACAUUGAUCAGAUUGAUGCCAAAUUAUAAUGUGGUUGCUUGGAAUACACUUAUGUCUGGGAAAGCUCAAAAUGGGUGUUUUGAAGGAGUUUUAGAUCAAUACUGUAUGAUGAAAAAGGCAGGUUUCAGACCAGAUAAGAUUACUUUUGUGACAGUGAUCAGUUCAUGUUCGGAGUUAGCCACACUUGGUCAAGGGAAGCAAAUACAUGCCGAAGCAAUCAAAGCAGGAGCUAGUUCUAUAGUUGAUGUAGUUAGCUCAUUAGUUAGUAUGUAUUCAAGAUGUGGAUCCUUGAAAGACUCUAUGAAAGCUUUUUCAGAAGGCAAACAGCGAGAUAUUGUAUUGUGGAGCUCAAUGAUUUCUGCUUAUGGGUUUCAUGGUCGAGGGGAAGAAGCUAUAAAACUCUUUGAUGAGAUGGAACAGGAAAAUUUGCCAGGAAAUGAAGUUACAUUUUUGAGCUUGUUAUAUGCAUGUUGUCAUUGUGGAUUGAAGGACAAAGGGCUUGAUUUCUUUGAGUUGAUGGUACAAAAGUAUGGGCUCAAGGCUAGACUAGAACACUAUAAUUGUGUCGUUGACCUACUAGGUAGGUCUGGUUGUUUGGACGAUGCAGAGGCUGUGAUACGUUCCAUGCCUAUGAAACCAGAUGCAAUUAUAUGGAAAACACUCUUAUCUGCAUGUAAGAUCCACAAGAAUGCAGAAAUGGCAAAACGGGUUGUCGAAGAAGUUCUUAGGAUCAAUCCUCAAGAUUCAGCAUCAUAUAUUCUACUUGCCAAUAUUCAUGCUUCUGCUAAUAGGUGGCAGGAUGUUUCUGAGGUGAGGAAGGCCAUGAGAGGCAAGAUGUUGAAGAAAGAACCAGGCAUAAGUUGGGUAGAAAUAAAGAAUCAGGUUCACCAGUUCUGUUUGGAUGAUAAAUCCCACCCACAAUCUGCGGAGAUCAAUCGGUAUCUGGAAGAACUAACUUCAGAAAUGAAGAUGCGCGGCUAUGUCCCAGAUACUAGCUCUGUAAUGCAUGACAUGGACAAUGAGGAGAAAGAAUACAACUUGGCACACCACAGUGAGAAGAUGGCAAUUGCUUUUGCUUUGAUGAAUUGUCCAGAGGGAAUGCCAAUAAGGGUGAUGAAGAACUUGCGCGUUUGUAGUGAUUGCCAUGUUGCCAUUAAGUACAUAUCGGAGAUAAAAAAUUUGGAAAUUAUAGUGCGAGAUGCUAGCAGGUUUCACCAUUUCAAAGAUGGUACAUGUUCUUGUGGAGAUUAUUGGUAAUGAACAAGUUUUUCAUUGAUCACCAUUCAAGUGUACUUCAGUACUUGUAUAUACUCUUGUUUA
This is a messenger RNA of Arachis duranensis, 2298 nucleotides long. RefSeq names its product pentatricopeptide repeat-containing protein At2g41080-like. Gene Ontology annotation, molecular function: protein binding; RNA binding; zinc ion binding. The record is from RefSeq and is a predicted model, not a curated record. NCBI's taxonomy places the organism in Eukaryota, Viridiplantae, Streptophyta, Magnoliopsida, Fabales, Fabaceae. Gene Ontology annotation, biological process: RNA modification.